AUGAUCAUGGCGAACAACCUGCUAGACGCGCCGCCACAGUCCCGCGAUCGCCUACUGGAUGGAAGCACCCAGCAGCUUCAAGAAGCUCUUCGUUGCAACAUCGCUGAUGUCCGCAAGCGGAAUGAAGCCCUCUCAUUUCGAAACUCGCCUGCUAAAGUUCUGUUCCAUCGCAAAAGCUUCGCCAACCCAGUUUCCGUACAGUUUCUGAACUCGCUUUCGCGCGAAUCGCAAUUGUCGACCGUCUCCUAUUUCGACCAUGAUGGCACUGGAAGUUCUUUUGCAGAGAAGUUGGAUAUGCUUCUGACGUGGAGUGUCACUCCUCUGCAAUAUGGCGAUCACAGGCCGCUAGCCGUCGUCACGCUCCUCCAGCAUUGGUGUAAUCGCGCUUCUGAACGAGCAACACGUCGUGGAUCGCAGCAUCCACAUGCUAUACUCCAGGACCAUCUUUUUACAUGGCUCGAUACCUCUGAGGUUGCGGGAGAAGUUGGGAACAUUCAAACAGUCGCGCUGCUCUAUGGGAAGCUUGUUAAGCUUGAAUUGUUCUCCUAUCCAAAUUAUAUCCAGCGGCUUAUCGCAAGAGGGGAACCUGGUUUGUCAUAUAGCGAGCCAAAUCCUUCUCGACAUAGACACUUUCUCAGUUGGAUACCCUUGUUCAACUCCACCCCAUCUUUGAUCUACCAACGUAAAGUAACCCUUUAUGGUGUUCGUGCAAGAGAAACACCAGAGGAUCGCAUUGAGAAGGAGAUACGGAGGGAAAUUCGCUCGAUCUUGCCAGAGUUGUUUGGUAAUUCCACGCCUAAGCAAUGGGCAUCCACAGCUGCUCUCCUCAAUGAUUGCAGUUCUCUCAUGGCAGCUUCGCGAUACGAACAAGCUUUACAUCCGGUGACGCAACACCCUGACCAAGUGCCUCCAGUGCUUCCCGAAGUUUAUGCCCUCGCUCGUGAUCCCAACCCUGAAGCUCCUUCAACAUUGGCCAACAGUUUAUGGAUUAAAUAUCGGACGUCUCAAGACUGGGCUGCCAAGGUUUGGGAAAAUACUCUGAGCGCGUUAUCGAAUGUGGUUGCCUCGAACCCGACUGGUCAAGAUCUGGAAGCUAUUGGCCUGCGCUAUGCCAGCUUCUUGAUGAAGGUGGACCAACACCUCCCAACCGGAUUGGAUGGGUACAUCUGCCGCUGGCUCGAAACGGCCGGUAGGAAUGAGAUGCCCUUCCUGCAGCCGCAAGCUUGGGCUUUGCUUGAGUCUUUGUUACUAUUCCUCAUCAUACAGGGUGCCUUGAAGACCACGACGGUUCUCGCUGGUUUGGUUUACCCGGCAUGGCAACUUGUUGCUUCCUCGACCAUCAACGUCGACUCCCCUCUUAUCGCAUAUCUAACCUCAGCGCGCGUCCUCUUCCAAAAGCUUCUUCUGCAAGAUACAGCUUCAAGAGACGGUACCUUCCCUCGGGACAUUUUCGACAUCCAGAAACUUCGAACGAGGCGGCGAACAGUCUAUUACGAACCUCAUUUCUCGAAGUUGGUGGAGAUGAUCCCUCUUUUGAUUUACAUCGAAAGUAUGGAGCAACUACCUCAAGAACUUCGUGCCGAACUUUCAACGCUGCGUCGACAUCUGUGCCAGGACCGCAGGUUCCGCCAAGGGGCAUAUCGAAACCUCGAUGUCAUUCGGGAGGCGUUCGAAACAUCUCCUUACCUGAUGGACACCAGCGUGGAAUCUCUCCGGAAGGAAGCGGUGGCAGGCUUGAGGAUGAUUCUAUGGGACUCUACAGAGGAUGGCGAUAUCGACGACUGGCCCGAAGUGUCAUCUCUACUGAGCCCGUGGAAAUUGGUUGCUACCACGAUCCAGAUGCAGUUCCAAGUCAAGCAACUGGGUCGCGCUUUGGGCCAAGAGAACACCCACGCAUUCGCCAGCAGCAACUUGGACAAGUUGACCCUGAUGCUCUUCCAGCAUACAAAGACUGCUGAGGAAGCCUAUUACGUCGGAGAGAUGGCCAAAGGAGCAGACCCGACCGUUGCCACGAAGUUUAUCAAAGCAGGGCUGAAGUUCAUGAAGGACAUGCUCUCUGAUUCUCAAGGGGACGAAAACUGUUUUGCUACCUCCCUCAUGCGACUGGGAGAGUUACUACGCAUCCUCAUCCAUGUCACCGCGCCUUUCCGUGACCAGUCAGUGAAUCUCCUCGCUCUGGAUCCUGCGCUACAAGAAGAAUUCCUCCGGCUUCUUCACUCGAAGAUCACAUAUCUCGAGCGUUCGCUGACGAGUGAAGAGAGGUCAGCCCAAGACCACAACCACAAGUCCAACUUAAUCCUCCUCAUCCGGCUGCUUCAAUUUGUCCUGAACUUCCGGGAUAUCAGCUGGACCCUUGCUAUGAAGGAGGUUGGGCAAUCUCUUGCCACUGCCUUAUUCCGACUAGCGAUGCACUUUGGAAGUGGUUCGCACAUCGACGAAACGAUAUUCCCAAUCUUGACUGAUACCCUGAUAUUUAUUUAUGAUGGUGAGGGCAUUGCGACCAGGUUGCGACCACCUCGUACUAACCAACGCCUAGAAAUGGCACCCGAUCCCAAAGCACCAGCCUAUGAUCCUUUCAAGCAUUAUCCAGAUACCCCGCCAUCAUCGCUACCGGCCGAUCUUCCUGCACAAUACCGCCAACAGAUCCUCACGUUAAUUGCUCGCAACCCCAUACCAUCCACCAUAGCCAAUCUCUCUACCGCUCAUCGCGAUUCUCAGGGUCAUUACUCAGCCGGUGGUCCAGUCAUCAACCGCCCUUGGGAAUGGGUGGAAAACUUGACUCCAGACUUGCAAGGUAUAGAAGACGAGCGCACACUCUUCCAGAAUAAAUGUACCGUCAAGAAUUCCGGCUCGCUUUCCCUGGAAACCUUUGCGGCUCGUAUGACAGGCGACAGUAUCGUCCGCAAUCUCGCCCAAGAUUCCGUCAACAUGCUGCAUGAACUUCGCAUUUUCGAAGACGGUCUUUCUGAGGAAAGCAUCUUCGCGCGCGACUUCAGGGAGACGAGGACAAGUGUCGAGACUGACUUGGACAUCGCCCUGAAACAACCCCUUGCUGGCUUGGAAACUAGUGCGGGGUCGUUACAGCCGGUUAUUGCUGGCAAGAUGGAGCCUCCGUCAAGAGCAUCGCCAGCAUCCUCGGUCGUAUCUCGUUCCUCAGCUGCUCAAGGAUCCGGUUCCUCCAAGCGGAUGCAGCACAGUCCUGGCCAAAUGUCCAGGCUAUCGACUUCGACUAUUAGCGAUGCGAUGGAUGUCGAUAGCACUGGACCGUCUGGCCUUGGGUCCCGGAGAGGGAGCACCACCAAACGUAAGGCUGACAGUGACGAUGACGAGAUUCAGAUCAUAGAGGGGCCAACGAGACCUGCCCCAGGAAAGCGAGUUCGAGCGGGUAAAGCCCCUGCUGGAAAGACUGUGGGUUCGAAGACCACUGCAGGCAAAACGAGGGCGAGCACCAGGAAGCGGUGA
Molecule: messenger RNA, 3462 nt
Organism: Coprinopsis cinerea okayama7#130
Lineage: Eukaryota; Fungi; Basidiomycota; Agaricomycetes; Agaricales; Psathyrellaceae
Exons: 8
Coding region: 1-3462 (1153 amino acids)
Source: RefSeq, a predicted model, not a curated record